GGGGACCCCACGAUCGCCCUCGGACGCACGGACGGACGCGGGCGGAGCGCGGCGCCGGCAUGGUCCUGGAGGUGGGCGUCCUGGACGCCGCGGCGCUGCGGGCGCUGCUGCGGGAGCGCGCGGCGCAGUGCCUGCUGCUCGACUGCCGCUCCUUCUUCGCCUUCAACGCCGGCCACAUCGCGGGCUCGGUGAACGUGCGCUUCAGCACCAUCGUGCGGCGCCGCGCCAAGGGCGCCAUGGGCCUGGAGCACAUCGUGCCCAACGCCGAGCUGCGGGGCCGCCUCCUGGCCGGCGCCUUCCACGCCGUGGUGCUGCUGGACGAGCGCGGCGCCGCCCCGGACGCCGCCAAGCGCGACGGCACCCUGGCCCUGGCGGCCGGCGCGCUGCGCCGCGAGGCGCGCGGGACCCCGGUGCUGGUCCUGCAAGGAGGAUAUGAGGCGUUUUCGACUUCCUGUCCCGAGCUGUGCAGCAAACAGACGACCCCCCUGGGGCUCAGCCUUCCCCUGAGCACCAGCGUCCCCGACAGCACCCAGUCCGGGUGCAGCUCCUGCAGCACCCCGCUCUAUGAUCAGGGUGGCCCCGUGGAGAUCCUGCCCUUCCUGUAUUUGGGAAGUGCGUACCACGCUUCCCGAAAGGACAUGCUGGAUGCCCUGGGCAUCACCGCCUUGAUCAACGUCUCAGCCAACUGUCCUAACCAUUUUGAGGGUCACUACCAGUACAAGAGCAUUCCCGUGGAAGACAGCCACAAGGCGGAUAUCAGCAUCUGGUUCAAUGAGGCGAUCAACUUCAUAGACUCCAUCAAGAACGCUGGAGGGAGGGUGUUCGUCCACUGCCAGGCGGGCAUUUCCCGCUCAGCGACCAUCUGCCUUGCUUACCUCAUGAGGACUAAUCGCGUGAAGCUGGACGAGGCCUUUGAGUUCGUGAAGCAGAGGCGGAGCGUCAUCUCCCCCAACUUCAGCUUCAUGGGGCAGCUGCUGCAGUUCGAGUCCCAGGUCCUGGCCCCUCACUGCUCGGCCGAGGCCGGAAGUCCCGCCAUGGCAGUGCUGGACCGAAGCGCAUCCACCACCACCGUGUUCAACUUCCCGGUCUCCAUCCCUGUGCACCCCGCAAACAGUGCUCUGAGCUACCUGCAGAGCCCUAUCACCACCUCACCCAGCUGCUGAAGAGCCACGAGGGGUGACCUGUAGUACCGGAACUUACUCUAGGCUCCGUGCAAGGAACGAAGCAAUAACCCCCCCUCCCCUGGAAGGGGGUCCCCGGGCCUGCUGGUCUUGUCAUUUCAUUCACUUGGUUCCAAAUAAGCAGUCAUGAAUGAUGGCUUUGGCUACAAGAAGUUGGUUAAACUGAGCACAUUGGGGACCAAUCUAUAACUUGGGGGGUGUUUCUCAGACCCCAAUGACAGAAUGCGGCACAAAAGAUUGUAUGAACUCAUUUUUGUUUUGUUUUUGGCUUGGCCCUGUUGGUUUUUUUUUCCCCCCCUUCUAGAAAUUUCUUCAUGCUUGACAUAACUCCCAGUAUUAUCAUUCCUGACCACGUACACGUAUGAGACUGUAUCUUAUUUAUUUUUGUGAAGGUGACCUGCUUUCACUCAUUUCCGUGUCUACUCCUAGCUGGAACAAAUACCUCAAUUUUUUUGUUUUUGUUUUCUGUGUGUGUUCAGUGUCUUGUCAUGUAAAUAGACCCUAUGCCGGUUGGUUUUCAGAACUGAUGGGAAACACCAGUGUGUGUGUGUGUGUCUUUUAAGUUGCCAACAGUUGAAUGUUUGCUGAUUAUUUAUGACCUGAAAUAAUAUAUUUCUUCUUCUGAGAAGACAUUUUUUGGUAUAUAAUAAGAAUGACUUUUUUUUUAUACAACAGAAUAAAUUAUGGCGUUUCUAUUGAAA
Molecule: messenger RNA, 1882 nt
Organism: Dipodomys spectabilis (banner-tailed kangaroo rat)
Lineage: Eukaryota; Metazoa; Chordata; Mammalia; Rodentia; Heteromyidae
Gene: Dusp1
Product: dual specificity phosphatase 1
Exons: 4
Coding region: 60-1163 (367 amino acids)
Biological process (GO): negative regulation of p38MAPK cascade; endoderm formation; protein dephosphorylation
Cellular component (GO): cytoplasm; nucleus
Molecular function (GO): MAP kinase tyrosine/serine/threonine phosphatase activity; protein tyrosine/threonine phosphatase activity
Source: RefSeq, a predicted model, not a curated record